GAGUGAGUGGCUGCCUGGCAGGCAGGAAGUGGCUCUGCGGGAUUGUGAGGGAGACUGCGAGGGAGAGGGGCCCUCGUUGGGUCCCCCAGAUUCCACUGUCAGAAAAGAGGCCAAACUUCUGUCACCAUGGUGGACGUGAAGUGUCUGAGUGACUGUGACCUGCAGAAUCAACUGGAAAAGCUUGGGUUUUCACCAGGCCCAAUACUACCUUCCACCAGAAAAGUCUAUGAAAAAAAGCUAGUGCAAUUGUUGGUCUCGCCUCCCCGUAGCCCACCUGUGACGUACGAACCCAGAAAGCCAAAUGGACCUCUGGAUAGCAACAAGAAUGAAGUGUUUAAUGCCCUUUUGAAAGAAAAAAUCAUACUCUCAACAGAAAAAAGCAAGGAACCCAAAAAAAGACUAAAGACUACCUCCACUAAAACAAAAGCUGGAGACAUCUACUACGGGGGUCAGAAACCUGGAGACACCUACUAUGGGGGUCAGAAACGUACCAAGGGAACAAGGAGUGCUGCAAGAGCACCAAAGGCCAGGGUCAACUACAGGCCCAGCACCGAGGAUUGUCUCUACUCGGCGCUGAACCAGAGCGAUGACGAGUACGGUUUCCCCGCGGGUUUUAAGCUUGCUGUUCUGGGCAUUCUCCUCAUUGUUCUAUUUGUCUACAUAACUGUGGAGAAGGAGCCACUCUUUAGAUAAGUACUUUAGAAGCAAAGCAACGCGCUAGUGCUUAAAUAUUGCCCUCAGCAAGCCCUUCAAAGGGGCCACCAUGCCUCUGGCCAGGCAGCCUUCCCUUGCCGGCUGGCAGAUCUGUGCCUGGGCUCAGCCAGGUGAAAAGAACAAGAGGGAGAACCAGGCAGCUGUGUGUUAAGAUCAUGAGAUUUAGGAAAUCCCCCAAUCACGUAAGCCAUCAUUAAAGGU
This is a messenger RNA of Sciurus carolinensis (gray squirrel), 915 nucleotides long. It is a transcript of the gene Lemd1, whose product is annotated as LEM domain containing 1. The transcript is spliced from 6 exons. The coding region runs from base 127 to 693 and encodes 188 amino acids. NCBI's taxonomy places the organism in Eukaryota, Metazoa, Chordata, Mammalia, Rodentia, Sciuridae. The record is from RefSeq and is a predicted model, not a curated record.